GCCGGUGCCUCUGUGGAUUCUCAAGGGGCGGGACGUGGCGCGCUCGCUCAUCAGUGCGAGCGUCGUCUUCCGCGAUGGAGACAACGACACGUUCACCGCCGAUGCGGGCACUGUGGAUGUGACGAUCGAGCAUCGCGUGCCAGUGUGCGCGCAGGAUAGGAAGGUCUUUGGGAGGUCGUGACGCUCCCGCGACGACCGGAAAUGGAAUCAUCGGUGUUUGAGGUUCGCAGUGCCGCAAGAGCAAUCAAUCGUCUAUGUUGUCCCGUCUGUUAUCGUUUAUGCUACCUCCUUGCAUCGCUGUGUACAUUGCUCUCAUCUCCUGUCUGCUCUAUGUAGUGCCUAGUCUAAUCAUCGCCCUUCCCAUAAAAAUCUGUAUAUACCUGACGAUAUUCCGAAGACCAGCAAUUCUACCGUCGAACGAUUCCCCAAUGUGUAACCUAGCAUAUAGCAAUACGAACAUUUCACGGCACUAUUAUCGCGAGAGAUC
Fomitopsis serialis is the source of this 487-nucleotide messenger RNA. RefSeq lists its product as uncharacterized. The record is from RefSeq and is a predicted model, not a curated record. Lineage: Eukaryota; Fungi; Basidiomycota; Agaricomycetes; Polyporales; Fomitopsidaceae. The transcript has a single exon. The annotation marks the transcript as partial.